Messenger RNA from Closterium sp. Naga37s-1, 1083 nucleotides. The record is from the annotation of a GenBank genome assembly. NCBI's taxonomy places the organism in Eukaryota, Viridiplantae, Streptophyta, Zygnematophyceae, Desmidiales, Closteriaceae.
AUGGAGCUCUGUACAGGCGGCGAGUUAUUCGAUCAUAUAAUAACGAGAGGACACUAUAGCGAGCGCGCAGCAGCGGAAGUCCUCCGUGUGAUUGUAUCGGUGGUGAGGUAUUGCCAUGCCAACUACGUGAUUCACAGGGACUUAAAGCCCGAGAACUUUCUUGUAUCGAGCGACGAGGAGGGCGCGCCGCUUAAAGCCGUCGACUUUGGUCUUUCCGCCUUCUAUCGUCCAGGCCAUCCGCUGCACACAGUAGCGGGCAGCGCAUUCUACAUGGCGCCAGAGGUGAUCCGAGGCGGCUACGGCCCGGAGGCGGACCUGUGGAGCGCGGGGGUCGUGCUCUACAUCCUGCUCUCGGGAUCUCCGCCCUUCUGGGCAGAGGAGCCGUGGCCGCAGGUGUCGUCGGAGGCAAAGCAGCUGGUGCUGAGUCUGCUGCAGCAGCAGCCAGAGAGGCGACCCACUGCAGCACAGCUCAUGGAGCAUCCGUGGGUGAGGGAGGGGGGAGUGGCGGCAGACACGCCUCUAGCUCCAGCAGUCAUCACUCGGCUGAAGCGCUUUGCAGCCAUGAACCGACUCAAGCGACUCACUCUCACACUCAUCGCCUCGCACGUGUCUGACGCUGAGGCCAUGGGGUUGAGAGAGAUGUUUAAAGCCAUGGAUGGGGAUGGCAGUGGGACGAUCUCCUUGGCUGAGCUCAGGGAUGGGGUUGAGAGGCUCGGAGAUACCGUGCCUAAGGAGCAGCUUCGGCAAAUGAUGGCAGCGGCUGACGUGGACAGCAGUGGCAGCAUUGACUAUAACGAGUUUGUGGCAGCAACCAUGCGAGUCAGCAGGGAGACCAGAGAGGCUCACCUGCAGCAGGCUUUUGCGCACUUUGACACCGAUGGCAACGGAUUCAUUACAGGGGAUGAGUUGCGCAGUGCACUGGAGAGCGAAGCUGGGAGUGCUGGGGUUGGGGAGGAGGAGAUAAAGAGAAUAUUUGCUGACGUGGACGCUGAUAAGAACGGCAAGAUUGAUUUUGCUGAGUUCUGUGCCAUGAUGGAAGAAACAACAACCAAGAUGGAGCAAAACACAAACCUCAGGAAAUGA